AUGCUCAGUGUGUCUCCAGACAAACGGCGAAAAAUGGAGUCGGCGCUCAACCAGCUGAAGAAGCACACAGUGGUGGUGGCCGACACGGGGGACUUUAACGCCAUUGAUGAGUACAAGCCACAGGAUGCCACCACCAAUCCGUCUCUUAUCCUAGCUGCUGCCAAAAUGCCUGCCUACCAGAACCUAUUGGAUCAGGCCAUCAAAUACGGCAUUGCCAAGGGCGGAACUGAGGAGGAGCAGAUUGCCAACACCAUGGACAAGCUGUAUGUGAGUUUUGGUCUCGAGAUCCUCAAGAAGGUCCCAGGCAGGGUCUCGACCGAGGUGGACGCGAGACUGUCUUUUGACAAAGAGGAAAUGGUGGCCAAGGCUUUGAGGUUCAUUGCACUCUAUGAGGAAGCUGGGAUCAGCAAGGAGCGGGUGCUCAUCAAGUUGUCUUCAACAUGGGAGGGAAUCCAAGCUGGCAAGGAAUUGGAAGAGAAGCAUGGCGUUCACUGCAACAUGACCCUCAUUUUUUCUUUUGCACAAGCUGUAGCCUGUGCAGAAGCAAAGGUAACCCUCAUCUCACCGUUCGUUGGGCGCAUCCUCGACUGGUACAAGGAAAACACAGAUCGUAAAUCCUAUGAGCCUCAUGAAGACCCAGGUGUCCAGAGUGUGACAAAGAUAUACAACUACUACAAGAAGUUUGGCUACAGUACAGUGGUGAUGGGCGCUUCGUUCCGAAACACUGGACAAGUCAAAGCUCUGUGCGGAUGCGACCUGCUCACAAUCUCUCCUGGGCUGCUAGCAGAACUCAGCCAGGACCAUAGCGCUGUCACACAGAUGCUUAAUUUGGAAACAGCAAAGGGGUGCAAUCUGCCAAAGGUCCACCUGGAUGAGAAGGCCUUCCGCUGGCAACACAAUGAGGACCGCAUGGCAGUUGAAAAAUUGUCUGACGGCAUCCGCAGGUUUGCUGCUGAUGCAAUCAAGCUGGAAACUGUGAUCAAAGAGAAAAUGCUUCAUGUUAAGAAUGGUCAGUAA
Nerophis lumbriciformis (worm pipefish) is the source of this 1017-nucleotide messenger RNA. The record is from RefSeq and is a predicted model, not a curated record. NCBI's taxonomy places the organism in Eukaryota, Metazoa, Chordata, Actinopteri, Syngnathiformes, Syngnathidae.